Molecule: messenger RNA, 1034 nt
Organism: Caretta caretta (loggerhead turtle)
Lineage: Eukaryota; Metazoa; Chordata; Testudines; Cheloniidae
Product: C-X-C motif chemokine 11-like
Biological process (GO): immune response; chemotaxis; defense response
Cellular component (GO): extracellular region
Molecular function (GO): chemokine activity
Source: RefSeq, a predicted model, not a curated record
GUGGAAGAGGAGCAGCAGCAGCUGAACAUGAAGUCUCUUAUUCGUCUCUCACUCCUGCUUCUUCUGGCUGCAGUUCUGGUGCAAGGAAUGCCAACCUCCAGCAGAGGACGCUGUCUUUGUGUGACAGCUGGUGCACCUGCAAUCCACCCAAAACAUAUUGCAAAGGUUGAAAUAUAUGGGCAAAGCAGCAGCUGUCAGCAAGUCGAAGUGAUCAUCACACUGAAAGGGAGCGGGCAAAGAAAAUGUCUGAACAGCACAUCCAAGCUAGCAUCACGCAUGAUACAGAAAUUCUUGAAGAGAAAUAACUAACAGCAGAAACCAGAAAGGAAGACUGUGCAAAACUACUAGUGGACAUGACUGCUCAUGCCAUUUACCUGCUCACAUCUGAAGCGAGCACCCAGCAAGCCUGACUGUUCACUGGAGUGCUAUUCCAUAGCUUCUAGCCAUGCAAGAACAUCAUGAUGUGUGAUCAGCCCCACAGAAGAUAAAAUAUCUGCAUCUGUUUUUCUGUGUGUCAACAUCUGUCAGCAUUCUUCACACUGGGUUAUUUCAACUGCUGUUGUUAGCCUUGUCAGGCCUUUUGGUAUCAGGGACUUGACCUCAGCCAAAGAGGAUUUGCUAGGACAUGAAAAAAAAGUUGGUCCUCUCUGAUAUGCUUAAAUAUGCAUUUACUUUAGAGAUGCUGUAGAACCCUAUCCCAAAGAAACCAGCUGAGUCUUUUGGGUAAAUCAUUCAUAUUCUAUGAAUAUUCAGGAAGAGCAUUCUGCUUUUUAAAAAGUAUGCAAGGGAAACCCACAUUUAGAUAAAAAUAUGCUUGAUACAAACUAACAAAAGCCAGGAAACUCCAGAUCAGAGUUUUAACCCUAGCUUUAACUCAAAGUGCUGGUUUGUUUGUUUCACAAGGGAGUUUAAGAGGGAUUGUCACCCUCCAUUUUCAGAUUUUUAUCCUCUAUCAGUUUGUAUCAUACUGAUUGUAACAUUGAGACAUAAUUUGUCAUGAAUAGUAAGUAUCGAUGUACAAUCAUUUCAAAAGA